This is a messenger RNA of Cynara cardunculus var. scolymus (artichoke), 972 nucleotides long. RefSeq names its product FAM206 family protein. Lineage: Eukaryota; Viridiplantae; Streptophyta; Magnoliopsida; Asterales; Asteraceae. Bases 126 to 758 code for a protein of 210 amino acids. Gene Ontology annotation, cellular component: nucleus. The transcript is spliced from 6 exons. The record is from RefSeq and is a predicted model, not a curated record.
AUCUGCCAAAAUCUUAAUUAAUCAUCACCACCGGGACCAUGUAUCCGAUCGGGUCUUCAAACAAAUCGGAGGAAAUCUUGUUGUCGCUAGGUUAGCCGUUAAAUUACAAAUUCGAUUCAGUUCAAAUGACCAGCCAAAACUCCGGUAGUGCCGCCGAUCAAGAAUUACAAGUUCCGGUAGUCGUUAAGGACAACUUGGUGGUCGUUGAUGGUGAAGGAGAUGACGGAGAAAAGGAGUUAAAGGAGCUUUUGUUGCCAAACGUCAAUCAUCUCCCAAUCUCUCCUCCUUCUGCAAUCGAAUUUAAUUUCGUUUCAUAUUUCGUUCCUGAUUUUACGAAGCCGGAGCACGAUCAAUAUAUUUAUCGCCAUGCAAAUGGCUUGUGUGUUAUUGGCUUGGCUGCUGGUCAUGUGGCCUUUAAGGAUGAAGGAGGAGUCACUUCCGUGGAUUUUAAUGUUGGAAAGUCUAACCGCAGUGAGAUCAAGGUCACUGGGAAGCGCAAAAGGAAUGCACAACAUUUUGAGUCCAACACGGCUUUAUGUAAAGUAUGCACCAACAAUACUUUUUAUAUUGCGAGAUGUUGCAUAAAAGGCUCUUUAUUGGAAGUGAACGAGCGGUUAAUAAAGCAGCCAGAGUUGCUGAAUACAGCGGCAGAUAGAGAAGGAUACAUUGCUAUUAUCAUGCCCAAACCAGCAGACUGGCUCAAGAGCAAAGCUUCUUUCUUGACCUUUGAUGAGUACAAGAAGCUGAGACAAUUCUAACCUUCCCAAUGAUUCUAACCUUCCCAAUGAUUCUAACCAUCUCGACCGCCUCUUCUGCCCAUGAUUCUUCUAUAAAGAUGAUCGACACAAGUGGCCUUACGGUAAAAAGGGCUCCAUACACAAUACGCUACAUUUUUACUGUCAAUUUUCUUUACAAUUUGCAUCUAGAAAUAGUUUGAUUUUUGAAUUCCCACAAUUGAGACGCAUGAAAUCU